GUACACAGACUACCGUCAUAUCACUAGAGUUACAAAUACCCAAGCGGCCAGGAUAUUCGUUACGCAAAAGGUUGAACAAUGGAAACAAUUGAAGUGACAGGGGUAGACGGAAAUGCUAAGGUGAAAAACUCAACAGCGGUUGGGAUUCAAAGCAGUGGCGGAGAACUUCCAUCACAGAUAGGUAUCAAGAAAAUGAAAGUGACGGGUGUCAAGGGUAAUGCUGAGGUAUACAAUUCUGUCGCUACUGGCAUUGAUAACGGCAAAAUGGGAUCAAUUGAAAACAGACAGCAAACGUACAAUAUUGAAAAUGCCCACGGCGUCGUAGUUGGGCAGGACAUGCGAGGCGCAACUGUGGAUCAAGGGGGAAUCACAGGGCAAAGAUCAGGACCCAAGACAUACUUCGAAGGAAAAGCUCUUUCGGACAUCUCUGAGGUGGACAUUAUUGGUCUCCUACAUGAGAAGAAGCUAGAGAAACACAUUCCACUGUUCCAGACACAUGGCAUUGAUGGUGAUUUAUUGUCUCAGCUCGACGAGGAUGAACUUAAAGCCUUUGGCAUUGACGACUCGUUUGAAAAGAAGAAAAUACUGAAUCUGAAGAAAUGUCUUCCAAAAUAAUAUAUAAUAGCACAAUCUUAUGGACAAUUUAAUAAUCAUGUGUAAUGCACUGCCGUGCCGAUGCUAUGCAUGCCAAUAUGAAUUAUCUGAUGGCUGCUCACUGUAUUUAGAUCCACAGACACUUCCUUUAUCAUUUGAACCGUAGUUUUAGCAUUGCAUAAUUUUAUCAUCCAUUAUAACAUAAUAAACAUUGAAUUUGA
This is a messenger RNA of Haliotis rufescens (red abalone), 815 nucleotides long. RefSeq lists its product as uncharacterized. The transcript is spliced from 5 exons. The record is from RefSeq and is a predicted model, not a curated record. Gene Ontology annotation, molecular function: protein binding. NCBI's taxonomy places the organism in Eukaryota, Metazoa, Mollusca, Gastropoda, Lepetellida, Haliotidae. The coding region runs from base 79 to 615 and encodes 178 amino acids.